UCAUAUUCAUAACAGUUCAAUAAGAUGAGUGAAUCAGAACAUGGUAAAACUAAGCGAAACCUCACCGGAAUUUUGAAGUUGGAUGCUCUAGGAACCAGGAAACUAUCUGAAUCGUCAACUGGAUUUGAACCAUCGCCUACAUUCGACAAUGUGUAUUCUCCAUCUCCCUCCGUGUCACCGCAUUUAACUGUGACGUGGGCUUUUCAAAUUAAUGGUAAAACCGACAGUAGUGACAAAGAUAACGAUACAAUUAGUAAUGAUACGUCCAUAAAAAAAGUAAAAUCUCCUGACGACUAUUUUACUAGAGAAUAUUGCACAUCUGAAAUGCAACAGUUAGAUGACGAGGAUUAUUCGGCAAGUAUAGAUGCAAUCUUCAAACGAAAAGCUAGUGUAAAGAAAAAACGGGGAUCUCGUGGACAUCGGCGCACUUCAAGUCAAGCUAAUCCAUCUAUAGGAUCCAUUAAUCAAGAAAGAAGACGUUCUAGUGUAUACACAACAAGCUCAGGAGACACUGCUAUAACUUUCGAAGAAUCAAAGGAUGAAUCUACACAAGAUAAAAUAUUUGAAAAUAUUCGACUUCAUAAAGAAGUAUUACAGUCCGUUAAAUUAGAACCUUGGAGUAUGAAACGUAAACUUAAAUUAAUAAAGCAGGCAAAAAGUUAUAUUUCGAAACAUGAAGGCGCCCUACAAGAAAAAUUUACUUCGAGAACUGCAAAAAGUUUACUUACUCAAUUCCAUAUUUUCGUAGCAACGAAAUGGCGACAGGUAUUACGUGAAGUCACCAAUCUAUGUACGUACUUGGUUCCAUGGGAAUCCAGAAUUAAGGAAAUAGAAUCUCAUUUUGGUUCAGUCGUUGCUUCAUAUUUUACAUUCCUUAGAUGGCUAUUUUGGGUGAAUAUAGUAAUAUCAUUUCUAUUAGUAGUUUUUGUAAUGGUACCAGAAGAAAUAUACGUUGACUCUGAUAAAGUAAAAUGUGAUAUUAGAAAAACUAUGUCAAGACAAGAACAGGCCAUUUCAUCAAAUUUUAGCACAAUAUGGGAGUUUGAAGGAAGAUUGAAAUAUUCUGCACUCUUUUAUGGGUAUUAUUCCACGUUUUCUGGAGCAAUUGCAUGGGGAUACAAUUUACCUUUGGCGUAUUUUUUGACUGGAUUACUAGUUUACAUAUACAGCUUUAUCGCCACACUUAAAAAAAUGGCAAAAAAUUCGCGAAUGUCGAAAGUGUCAUCAAAAGAUGACGAUUAUGUAUUCUCGUGGAAAUUAUUCACUGGUUGGGAUUACAUGAUAGGACACACAGAAACGUCACAAAAUCGAAUGGCUUCAAUUAUUCUUGGUUUCAAAGAGGCUCUCCUAGAAGAAGCCGAACGAAAAAAAGACACUAGAAAGUGGAGAGUUAUAUUAUUACGUUUAGCUGUAAAUUUUAUUAUAGUUGGUCUACUGGCCGUAUCUGUAUUCGCUGUCGUACACGUAGUAAAACGAUCAAUGGACCUCAAAGAAACAGACUCGUGGUGGACGAGAAAUGAAAUUACUAUCGUUAUGUCAUUAAUAACGUUUUUCUUUCCUAUGUUUUUCGAAGCACUAGGUCUACUCGAGUACUAUCACCCAAGAAAACAGCUUCGAAUACAACUGGCAAGAAUUAUGGUCUUGAAUCUACUUAACCUGUACUCAUUAAUAUUCGCAUUGUUUGAUAAAAUUAGUCACAUGACAGAAGAAUUGCGGAAAAUGAAACCAUCAAAUUUCACCUACGAUAAUCAAUGUUUUAUUUCGAAUAUUAACUAUUCAGUUGGAUCACACCUAGGAGUAACGAAUGAAAUGCUGCAGAAGGCAUUAUUUCAACCAAUUGUUAGUCCUUUGACUUCCAACUCAUCUAGUCAUUGUUAUAAAAUCUUCGUAGAAUGUGCAAAGCAUAACAUAGUAAACACCGUAGUAGUAACAGCUAUGAUACUAUCAAACUACACAUCCAUUCCAGUGACACCGGAUUUAGCUAUUUCAAAAUCGAUUAUCGAUUAUCAAACAACUUCGUUUAGCGAGAAUGAACUUUCAUCAACAUCUACUAUUCGUCCGUCUUUAGAUGUAAUGCAAACCGAUAUUAUUGAUGGCUACGAUUUCAGUUAUGACGAAGAAGAUGCUGCUUAUUAUUUGGAGCAGCGCAUGCGUAAUUUACCUAAUGAUCAAUUUGAUGGAAUUCCUAUAAAUAAAAGGGAAGCUAACAACAGUUUUGAUUCGUCGGAUUAUUUUAAUCAAACAACUACAGAGCCCAUACAGAAUUACUCUCAAGCGGAAUUCGUCGACUCGAGUUCACAAGAAAUAGAAUAUGACAUUGAAAGUACGUCAUAUAGAAGUAAGCAGACAUACACGAUCAAUGAAUUCUCAGAUUCUUACAAUUCAGAGGACAACACUAUCGAAAAUCCAAAAUGUUUUCGAUGGAUAUGUUAUAAUGAUACUUUUUCGACUGAAGAAGGGACAGUAUCUGAUGAUCAAGAACCUACAGAAAUAUCAACAAUAAAUCAAGUCCACCAUCUUUCAACUGAUAAAACCACAAACUCAGAUCAUGUAGUGAAUGAGGACAAAACUCGUUCAAAUGCACAUGAAAGUAAAUUCAAAAACGCCGACAUACGUAGUCUAUGCUGGGAGACUAUGUUUGGACAAGAGCUAGCCAAGCUAACAAUAAUGGAUUUGAUUGUGACCAUUAUAUCUACGGUGGUUCUUGAUUUUUUACGAGCCUUGUUUGUUCGUUACAUGAACACUUGUUGGUGUUGGGAUCUGGAAAAAAUAUAUCCAAAGUAUGGAGAUUUUAAGAUAGCAGAAAAUAUUCUUCAUCUAGUGAAUAAUCAAGGAAUGGUUUGGAUGGGAAUGUUUUUUUCACCGGGCUUGGCAAUAUUGAAUAUUUUCAAACUAGUUAUAAUCAUGUACCUUCGUUCAUGGACUGUUCUUACCUGUAAUGUUCCUCACGAGGUAGUGUUCCGAGCGUCUAGAUCUAACAAUUUCUAUUUUGCACUACUGCUCACGAUGCUAUUUCUAUGCGUUCUCCCCGUAAGUUACGCAAUAGUUUUUUUAGAGCCCUCUUGGCAUUGUGGACCAUUCUCUCAAAGUAAUCGAAUUUAUCAUCUUCUCACGAAUGCAACCGACAAAAUUGUUCCAGAUAUUGUCAUCAAAUAUAUCGUUUCACCUGCGGCAGUGAUUCCUUUACUUGUUUUACUGAUUCUAAUUAUUUACUAUCUUAUUUCAUUGACUAGUUCACUUAGAGAGGCAAAUCAAGAUUUAAAAAUUCAGUUACGAAAAGAACGUACAGAAGAAAGACGGAAAAUGUUUAAAAUAGCAACCAAUCAACACCGUCAACUAAAUGAGAGUGUUAAUGGCUUAUCAGAUUCUUGGCAUAAAGUCUUAAAUUCGACACAGAUAAAAACUCACUCUUACGAUACUGAAUCAAAAGCAAGAGAAAACAAUGAUAAUAAACAUCGUGAGUUAUUGCAAAGAAUAGUGAAGAAAGCGUUGGGGAAAGACCAGAAUCAGGACGCUCGUGAUGCUGUACAAAAUGUUUGUGAUGGUAACUCGUGCUUCCAACAAAGUUUCAAGGACACCUCUAUAAAGAAAAAAGUAGAGCCUGUAUCGAAAAGUAAACAGGUUUCAAAUCUAUCUGAAACUCUUCAUAAAAACAUGGAUUAUAUCAGUUCGGUAGACCAAAUUCCAGAAAAAUGUAAUAAUUUUGGGAAUAAAUGUAAAACCUCAAACUGGGUAAACAAUAUUCCUGCCAUCACAAUAAGUAAGACAUCAAGUGAUGAAUGUAUUAUUGACUCUGAUAUCGAAACUCCUUAUAAUGAAAUAGUUGAUUGAUAAUAGUGAGUAGAAUAGCUACGAAAACCCUAGGCGGUUUUCCACACAUAUUUAUACAAUUUUGAAUAACGACUUCAUUUGCAAUGAUCAUUGUUAGUAAACUCAAUUUGUUUUCCGUCUAAAUAA
Molecule: messenger RNA, 3957 nt
Organism: Malaya genurostris
Lineage: Eukaryota; Metazoa; Arthropoda; Insecta; Diptera; Culicidae
Product: transmembrane channel-like protein
Exons: 12
Coding region: 25-3831 (1268 amino acids)
Cellular component (GO): plasma membrane
Molecular function (GO): mechanosensitive monoatomic ion channel activity
Source: RefSeq, a predicted model, not a curated record